AGGAGUAAAGUCUGGGGUGGGGGCAUUGGGAGACACCAGGACAGGCAGACAGACAGACACAGGAACAGAGGCAGGGAUCCCGCUGAGGAGGUUGCUGCAGAGGAGGGGAUCUCGGGGGGAUUGCACCCUGAAGAGCCUGGGAUCUCUCCCCCCAAGCCAGGAUGCAGGUGCUGUGGCUACUGCUGGCAGGGCUGAGCUGCCACGGAGCAGGUGGCUUCAUGAUGCAUCUAGUGACCGAGUGCCCAGUGGCUGCCAACGGGUCAGUGCUGGCCGUGGACGUCUACCUGGCCUUCAACAAGAACCGGCUGGUGUGCUACGACCCCAAAAGCCACCUCUUUUAUGGCUGUGACUCGGGGCUACUGCAAAAUGUGGCCUUCGGCAUUGCCAGCACCCUCAAUAUGAACAGGACAUUCAUCCACCUGGCCGCCAGCAAGCAACAGGGCUGCCAGGACCAGAUCCAGGGGCUGUGGGCCCAGACAGCACUCCGGAGACGUGCGUGGGACCACGGGGCGGCAGGGACAAGGAGGCGGGAUGCUGGGGUAGAGGGGUCCAUGCGGGGACAAAGAGACAGGACAUCAGGGUGGAAGGGCCCGUGGAUGGGUCUGGGGGGAUGAGAAGACCAGAUGCUGGGACAGAGGGGCCCCUGGGUG
Alligator sinensis (Chinese alligator) is the source of this 650-nucleotide messenger RNA. Its product is annotated as HLA class II histocompatibility antigen, DM beta chain-like. The transcript is spliced from 2 exons. Bases 162 to 614 code for a protein of 150 amino acids. Gene Ontology annotation, biological process: antigen processing and presentation; immune response. The record is from RefSeq and is a predicted model, not a curated record. Gene Ontology annotation, cellular component: membrane; MHC class II protein complex. Lineage: Eukaryota; Metazoa; Chordata; Crocodylia; Alligatoridae.